Molecule: messenger RNA, 5838 nt
Organism: Linum trigynum
Lineage: Eukaryota; Viridiplantae; Streptophyta; Magnoliopsida; Malpighiales; Linaceae
Source: the annotation of a GenBank genome assembly
GCACAAGACGUGUUUUGUAUUAUGAAAAAAUUGUAAAAUAUCAUCGAUGUCUUACAAUGCACUACAAAUCUAUCUCGAUAUAUCCUACUAGACAAGGGGGGUCCGUAAUUGAGUUUAAUCGUUAGCUUUUGAAAAUAAUUGGGGAUAAAGAAUAACUUUUUACUAGUAUAUUUGGAUUUUAAAUACAAGAACAAAUGAGUUGUGGUCCUAAUGAAAAAUAUGUUUCCUAAUAAUAGCAGCGAUCGCUACAAUGUACCGGGUUGGAGGUUAAAUUGUGUCAUUUUUUUCUUUGGUUUGCGAAUUGCGCCUAUUUUUCGAUUUUUCUUUUCGCCUAACUCAAUCUUUGGAGUCCUAAGUUGAACAUUUGAAUAUUGAUUUUAUAUAAGUGUAUGUGAAUUUUCACUAUAUGUUGGAUCUAAGUACGACAUGUUAUUUUGGUGUAAUACUAUAUGUUAUAACUCAUAUGUUAGAUUAGAUUUGAUAUAAUUUAUUAGGAUAAGUAGAAUAUAAUGACUUUUUCCAUAUUUUCGGGCUAAAAUGGGUGACCCAUUAACCCUUGACCCACUAGCUCGAUCAGGUUCGGGUCAACCCGCGGGUUGACAACCUUGCUACGAAUACAUGUUUGAAACUAACCCAAAACCAUAGUGAAAUGACUAAAUAUGCAUUAAGAUGGAGGAAAUAUCGCUAAUAAAAUGGUAUGAAAGACAUCACUUUUCAAGUGUCAUCACAUAACAUUUUCAAAUCGCUAGAUGUAUUUUGCACAAAGAUAACAUUCGGCAGUCGCAUCGUGUAUAACACCUCGUUGAUGAAUAUGAUUGAUAACAACUUCUCAAUCUCAACACGGAGUGCCUUUUCCUUCAAUCCACCUAUGCCUCUCCGAUUUUGCUUAAUGGCUUUUCUCCCCGCUUUUACAGUGAUCUGGUGUUCCGCAAUGUCGGAGCUAACGCUUGACAGCGCUCCAUGCGAACAACUUAGCAAAUUCCUAGAGAAGACUCAUUAGUGGCUCGACCAUUUCGACAGUUACAUGCGUCGAGAUUCGUACUUUCCUUUUAGGUUUUUGUGGGCGUAGAGGCACCAUGGUUUCAGCAUAAACGCCUCCGCCUUUGAAGUAUCUUCAGGCCUUACAUCUAUGUUGUACGCUUGAUUCCUCUUUGAUGGUCGCUGUGGGGCAUUUAAUGUCACUCUUCCCCUUGCGAUCCUAAUUAUGUAUUAGGCUACAAAUUUCAAACCCUGGUGACAUGGUGACACAAUGUUGUUAAAGAUCAUGAGAAACGUUAUUGCAGGAUAGCAUUAUAGGGAGAGGGGCAAUCCAUUGUGCCAAAUUCUAUAGUAUGUGUUGCCCAAACCUCCCAUUGUCAUAAGGAGGCGCACACUUACUCGUACGAGAGAGGUAGAACUCUCCUAGUCACUCUUAUUUCCUUAGUUUCCUUGGCAUCGUAUAUUUACUUCAUAAGAAGAUAAUUACAUAGAUUUGGCAGAUUUUGAUUCCUAUAUAUUCAUUCAUGAGAUAGUAUAAUUCAUUUACGAUACAUAGACUCCAUCUAUAUAAAUGUCAUCUACACUCGAAAAGUCGUAUGCUUUGGAAGAAGCUUGUACAAUUUGGGCAGAGACACCUAUACUAAGCCCUCUAUCAAUUCAACUCUCAGACCCUGUGGCGUGGUCUUCCUCUAUCUUGGGCUCGACAGUACCGCUUCACAAAAGUACCUUUUUCCCACCACCUAGCUCGUACUACUGGCCUUCAUGGGCAUCAAGUGUAUCACCUAUUGCUAGGACGUUCAAGUGAUUAUCAUGUAAUUAUCAAAUCAAUUAAGUUUAAAUUCUAUUAAUCAUAGUGUUUACACCUAAAAAAUAAUCGUGUACCACAUUGAUUAUUUACAAGGCAUUUAUUAUCUUUAUAAGGACAGAUCAUUAAUGUCAAUUAAUGUUAUUUGAACUUGGCCUCAUGAUAUUAGUUUCAAGCCCCAAACUACUAAGUCUCCAAGAAUGAGCUAGUCUCGUCACGAGUUGAAGAGCUUAACGUGGUUGUGAGAUCUAGACCACGUUGGUGUCAAAUCUAGAGCCCGACGUGGUCGUGAGAUCAAGACCACGUUGGUGUCAAAUCUAGAGCCUGACGUGAUCGUGAGAUCUAGACCACGUUGGCAUCAAAUCUAGAGCCCGACGUGGUCGUGAGAUCUAGACCACGUUGGUGUCAAAUCUAGAGCCCAACGUGGUCGUGAGAUCUUGACCACGUUAGUGUCAAAUCUAGAGCCCGACGUGGUUGUGAGAUCUAGACCAUGUUGGAGUCAAAUCUAGAGCCCGACGUGGUCGCGAGAUCUAUACCACGUUGGCGUCAAAUCUAGAGCCCGACGUGGUCGUGAGAUCUAGACCACGUUGGCAUCAAAUUUACAGCCUGACGUGGUCGCGAGAUCUAUACCCCAUCGUGAGUCUAGACCAUGUCCAAGAUCUGAACUAACAAGUUGGAAGUAAGAAAGCAAGCCAUGUGGGAGAGGCAAGUAACAAGACGACAGUUCUAAGAUAAAGAGCAAGCGGUUAACAGAGAAACUGCCGAUUAUCCCACGUACAAUGACACGUCGGCCACGUUCGAGAAAGAAGGGGAGCAGUUCUUUUUGGAAGUUACUCUAAGACAGUUUUCUACGACAUUUAUCAUCUCAAGCCUAUAAAUAGGAGGAGGAGUUGACAGAGGAAAGGUUCGCCAAAUUCAUACCACACAACACAAUGUCAAAAUUUAUCCCUUUAUCCUUCCCUCUGCAAUUUUAGUCGUCGUCGUAGAUCUGGAGCUCUCACUGAACCUCCAUAGGAGUAAGAGUAAAUUAACGUAGAUUUCUGUCUUGCGAGUCGUGUAAACAUCGAACAACCUCGUUCGAACUUUGUUUGAAGAGGUAUGGACUGUGUUUAGUAAUCGUUGUCCGAAGAAGUCAAUGUGCAAUCAAUUCAAUUCAACACAAGUUUUCUCGCUGGAAAACACAUAGAAUAUAAUAUUAUAAUCAAACCGGCCAAACAAAUACAACAACCAAAUAAAAAAAACUUAAGUGUAAUCGGUUUUAUUAAUUGGUUAACUAAUAUAACAUUAUCAUUAGGCGAGAAAAAAUCUCCUAAUAAAGUAUAAAUCCCUAAUUUAUAUAAUGAAUAAAAUAUAACAAUUAACACAUUGUUAACUCUUUACAUAAAUCCAUGCAAAUAAUAAAGUUAUAUUACAGUCACUAGAAGUAGUCACCUAACAAAACCCGGCCAAACAAAUACAACAACCAAACUAAAGUGUAAUCGGUUUGAUUAAUUGGUUAACUAAUAUAACAUUAUCAUUAGGCGAGAAAAAAUCUCCUAUAAAUCCCUAAUUUAUAUAAUGAAUAAAAUAUAACAGUUAACACAUUGUUAACUCUUAACAUAAAUCCAUGCAAAUAAUAAAGUUACAUUACAGUCACUAGAAGUAGUCACCUAACAAAAAGAUAUGCUAAUGGUAUAUGGUUAAUGAAUUGGGUUUGUCUGUGUGAAUUGUGUUAGUCUCUUAUCAAUCAUCAAAGGAUGAAAAACUCUUCCAUUUCAACUUUUCAUCCAAUAUAAUGUAUGAAGUUUUUCUAAAUUAGACAUCUAUUAUGUUGUCUACUAUCUAUAAGAACACAUAUAGUAUGGCAACAAUAAUGAGGUUCAUUUAAUUUUUUUUAUGGAUCCAAAAGGGAGGAAUGCUUCGAUGUUGACUCUUGAGUGAUUAUACAAGUAUGAGUAUAUAAUAAACUAGAUAUAGCUAAUUGAUUAUGAGUGUCUGAAAUCAAAUCAAACCCACUAAACCAAACAAGCUAAAAAAUUUACCCGAAUCAAAUCAAUUACCCAAAUUAACCAAACCAAAUUAUCUGAAUACUACCGGAUAAAGUGGUUACCACGACACAAUUGGAACACCUAGAGGUGGCAAAUGGAUUGGAUCCAUGGAUUGGGAGAUCCAUGGAUCAAAUGGAUUGGUGGAUUCAUGGAUUGGAUUGGUGGAUUAUCCAUGAAUCCAAAUGACAUCCUCAACCUUGGACCAAUAUGUAAAAUGUGAAAAGUUGAGGUACUAAAAUGUCGUAAUGAAAAAUUGUAGGUACCAAAAUAUAAUUUUCCAAUGAUAUUUUCGUAUUAAAAAAUAAAUUUAGGUACCAAAAUAUAAAAUAUAAUAAGUAUAGGUACCAAAUCGUAAUUUAUCAUUUGGAUCCAUAGAUCAAUUCAUAAAUCCAUCAAUCCAAUUGGAUUUGGAUCAAAUGGAUUGGAUUUAAAUGAAUUGGAUUAGGUAGAUAUUUUUAAUAGAUUGGUGGAUUGGAUUGAGAAUUACCACCUCUACGAACAAUGAUAAGAUUUCCCCUAAAUGUCUUUCAAAAAGUCAAACAAAGAAGCGUCACAUUACUUAUAAUUAAGAAUCUUCAUAGAUUUAUCUGAAUGCAUAUUCAUUUGUGACAUCUCAGAUUCUCAUAUUUGGAUUUCAGUUUGGCCAUAAAAAUACCCCAGCCGUCUAACCAUUCACUGAGUGGUAACGCAAUGAAUCACCUUGAAAGCUUAAACUAUGCGCAGCGACGGCUGUUGCCAUAAACAGCAUUUUGAGCAAAAGCAGCAAAAGAUGCCCCCUUACAGUUGGAACUUGGAAGACAGUUGGAUGAAUAGGUCUAUCUUGCCAGUCCACAAACAAAAAUACAUAUAAAAAAAGGAACCGGUCUAUGUAUUGGAAUUGACUCUCGACAUUGUUGCCAUCGAUGUGUUUAGUUUUUUGUUCGUGACAUAAUCGAUGUGGUUAAUAAUUAACAUUGUUGUUAGUUGUUACUAAUAAUCAGCUUUGUGGACAUUGUUGCUUACUUUCUUACCCACCUCCAAGAUUCUCAAACCAGCUGUUGAGGUUGCACCAGGUGGGAGAAGCAUAGAUUGGUUAUACCGGUUUGUAGGUGUUGUUAAGACUGUCGAUUUGGUUUGGUUAACCAAACCAUUAAGCAUGAAAACCCAAAAACCAAAAAACCAACAUGUACUCAUACACUCAUAUUCAUUUCCAUUUUCCUACUUUUUAUUGAAUAAACGUCAUAAUAAUUGUAAAUGAUAAAAUGACUAUUUCAAAUUAUUGGUUAACAUGCGUAUCAAAAGAAACAAAAAAAAUUAUUUGUUGAUAAAUCAUUUUAUUAUUAUAAUUUGUACAUUCUUAUUGGUUUCGUUCAGAUUAUUUUUUUUUAUUGGUUUCGUUCAGAUUAUUGGUUUCUUAUUGGUUUCUAUUGAUUUUUCGGUUUUAACCGAACCAAACAUUAAGUUGCUAGUUGGUUUAAAACCGAAAAACUGAAACCAUUAGCUUUCCAAUUGGUUUGGUUUUGAAAAAACAAAACCAAAUUGACGGCCCUAGGUGUUGUUGAUCGUCAUAUGCUAAUUUUCUUUGUCUUCCAUGCGAUGUUAGUGGUAAUCAAUCGGAUUAUAUUUUAUAUAGCUGGAUCAACUAGUUUAGGACAUGAAUUCACUAAUUUCGAAUAAAGAUUAAGCGGGUUGCUUGUAUGAAUUUAAAUGUUGUUAUAUGGAUUUUGUUAGUUCCUAACAUGUGUUGGGGGAACUUCCAACAUGAAAUCAAUACUUUGUAGUAAGGUUUUAUUGGUUUUUGUUGUAUAUUCAUUCAUUUCUACCAUCUUGCCACCAUUAGUUGAGCUCCUAGUCCUACAGGAGGCCAUCUAGUGAUGUCUGGAACGUGGCCUCUUGCACUUGCAGGUUCGGUUUGAAGGGAACACGAAGGUGGUCAUCGAUAAGAUAAAUCAGACAUGCAAGCAAGAUCAUCACUAAGGGGCCAUCUUUGAAGAAGUCUCGACCGAUUAGGACUUCAUUUGGUCGAAAUAAUAAUAGGGUAGCUUAUUU